AGAGGGGCUGGAGAGAGACGGUGAAAUCAGACGGAUACAGCACGCGCUCUCUUCUUUUUAUCCAUCUAUUCGACCAUCACCCCACCUUUAGUCGCAGUGGAUCGUGUUUUCAAUGACAGAGCCGCAUAUAUCCUGGCCAUUGGAUGAAGUUGGAGUUUUCUUCACAAUGUGACCGUUCCCAGUGAGCGAGUGCUUUUCCCCUGUUGGAUUUGGAGUAACCUUAAUCGAUAUAAGAAAGCCCAUCAGAAUGGGCAAACUUCAGUCGAAACAUGCGUGUAAGCGCAGAGAAAACCCCGAAGGUGAUAGUUUUGUGGUGAACGCCUUCCUGAGGAGAGGGAUGGAGGAGUGUGAGCGCUACAGCGCAUCGGAUCACAAGUUGAAGACCAUGCAGGAGUUUCCAAACGGAGAGCUGAAGGAGGGGCAGUUCAUUGAUCAACACUGUCCCCUAGAGGUGGUUCUUCCUCCUGAGAAAGGCGAGGGCUGUGAGAGUUACCUGCAGUACAUGCACACAGAGGAUGGAGAACGGGAGAUGAUCCGAGACGCCACCAAAGCACCGGGCAAGAAACGCAUCAGCCUGGAUGACAUGGAGUGUGAUGUGUCUGUGGAGGAUGAUAACAGACAAGAGUGGGUCUUCACACUGUACGACUUUGACAACAGCGGCAAAGUUACCAAGGAGGACAUGUCCAGUCUCAUGCACACCAUAUAUGACGUGGUGGAUGCUUCUGUCAAUAAUUCUUACCACAACAAGAGCAAGACACUGCGAGUGAAGUUGACAGUCACUCCAGAACCCAGGAGUCAACGGAGAGAAACAGCAACAGAACGGAGUCACCAGGAGGAGGGCCGAUCUGCUGACAAGAGACACUCAACAUAUAUAAGCAGAGGGCAGGCCAGCGAGGCUCCAGCUGCAGAAGGACAGCAUUACUGUGUGGAUGAAAACACAGAGAGAAGGAAUCACUACCUGGACCUGGCUGGGAUCGAAAACUACACCUCAAGAUUUGAAGGAACCCCCACCGCUGUUCCCCCUCAGGACCCCCACACUAGAAACUCCCACAGCCAAAGUCGCUCCAGGUCCCAUGAACCAGAGACACAAGUGGCUCACCAGCGCCGCUCGCAGCUCAUCAGCGACAACUACAACCCUGCAGAUUUCCGAGGCAAAGGAGGCACACAGUUUGUCAAAUCUCCCAAAGGAAAUUACAAGGGGAAUAACAACAGCGGAGGCAGCAAAAUGGCUAAGUGCCACGGCCACCACACUGGGCAGGAUGUGUACCACCUGCCCCCUCAAGCUCAAAUCUCCAAUCAUCACCAGCAUCCGCUACAAUACAGCCACAGCAAGCGACUUCGAGCCAAAAACAGGGAGUCCCCAUCCAAAACGCCCCUCUCCCCUCAACCCCAGCACCCACAACACCCACAACACCCACAGCACCCACAGCACCCGCAAUACCCACAGCACCAACAGCACCCACAGCACCCCCAGCCUGCAGUCCCCUCUGUUCUGCCCAGUGCGGAGAGGGAACCAGGGAGUCCCGGAUUUGUGGUUCCCGUGGUCCAACGACAUGAGCAUCAUCAUCAUCAUGAACAUCAUCAUCAUCACCACUACCAUCAUUACCACCAGACAUGACUGCCUUAAUAUCAAUGAGAAUAGACCAAUUUCCAUAGAACAGACUGAGGAGUUCACUUCCCAUGGAGCGCAACAGUAGACAUGUUUUUUGGUUUUGGAAAAAUAAAUUCUCAUGACUUUUCCUUAUAUUUUUAAAAAUACAUAAAGUUUUGAGCAAUCUAAAUGAGAAUCAUGUAACUGUUUUGGGACUAUAUACAUCAACUUAUGGCUGAUUGGACAAAAUAUUUUGAAUGUCGUUAUAACAAAUAUUUGACUGACUUUUGUGCAUCUGCACGUCUAAAAUGUGCCUUCUGUGUUUGUAAAUAUAUGUUUAGUAUAUCUAAUUAUAUUUUGAAUGAAGAGUUUAAAGACAUACGACCAGCUAUGUGGUAACUAAUGAACAUAAUGUAAAUUCCUUUUCAAUUCCAAAAAAUAUUUACAUGUUCAAAAUACACUGAAAUGUUGCGGGUUUAUUACCUUUUUGAAAAUACAUUUUAAUCUAAACUAACUCGAAAAGCCCAUGGGAACAAAUAGGAGUUCCAUAAUCACAGACACUGCCCACUGUUGAGCUCCAUAGGAUCAGUCAGGAUUUUUAUAUUCCUAUCGUCAAGCUAUAUCUGGAUGUACGCUGGGAAUUAGUGAAGAUCAUAUAGCGUGAACCUGAACUCGAAGGAUGUUUAUGAAGCUAUUGUUGUGUAUUAAGUCUAUGUGGCACAGUUUGUAUGAAUUUCUGCUGGGACUGCAUCAUUAUUCACGUUAUUUUGAAAACCAGGAAGCUACCAAGCUAUACUUUUUUUUUUUUUUUUUUUUAAGUGGAACUAAACACUAGAUCAACUUUUUUUUCUACCAAAUUGCAUACAUUGCGUUUUAGGAGCGGCAUACAUCUACUGUUCCUAGUUAACUUUUUGCCAUUUCAGUGCAAACCGCAUUAAAGCUGAGAUACUUAAUUUUCACACCACAUAAGGAGGAGAUAUUUAAUCUGCCUAACUUGUCUGCAGUUCUAGGGUUAAUAUCCACAUGUAUUAAUUUUCUAACACAGGCUCGGCUGUAGAAAAGCUUUUUUCAGACAGCAAAGUGAAACUCACGUCGCCCACCCAAGCACAGCCAAUCAGAGCGCUGCUUUUGGCGCUUACUUCUGAAAUAAAAAUGCUUUAUUAUUAGCUGCAGACACAUCACAGUGCUCUAAUUUUGUCAUAGAGUUCUGCUUUUACAAUAUAGUCUUUGGGAUAAACAAAAAAUGUACUUCUUUACAAAAUCCUGCUCUUCUUCCCCCCUCACUCUCCUCUUUAGUCCUCCAGACCCCGCCCCUCACUCUCCCCUUUAAUCCACAAGGUACUGCCGACUGGAACAGCUCAGUUUGGAAUGUUGGUGUGAAAAAAUGUAAAAGUGACUAGACCGUACACACAAUGUACACAGUCUAGUAGCAAAAAAGUUAAGUGUUUUAGUUCCACUUUAAGGCUACUGGUUGACAAUCUUUGAAGCUAACUGUCAAACUAGAGGUUGUGUCGGUAGAUGGCACACAUUUCCAAAAACAUGGAUCUCAGGUGUAAAGGUGCUGCUGCUCCCGUGGUUACACAGGGGCUGGGUCUUUUUGGGACGGCCAACUGUGGACUGAGGGACGGGAUGGGGUUGAAAUCACCACUGCCAGUUUUAAUGCAAAAAUACCUUGCUAUAUGUAUAAAAAAUCUAUAUAUGUAAACACAUUUUACUGUAUAAUUAUACUGUAUAUGCAUAUUUCAUCAUGAAUAUAAUUAUGCAUAUUUGUAUUUUGUCUUUUAUAUAUUUUAAUAAACAUUAUAUAGUUAA
Messenger RNA from Periophthalmus magnuspinnatus, 3403 nucleotides. It is a transcript of the gene nkd2b, whose product is annotated as NKD inhibitor of WNT signaling pathway 2b. The record is from RefSeq and is a predicted model, not a curated record. The coding region runs from base 248 to 1618 and encodes 456 amino acids. Gene Ontology annotation, biological process: negative regulation of Wnt signaling pathway. Gene Ontology annotation, molecular function: calcium ion binding. Gene Ontology annotation, cellular component: cytoplasm. Lineage: Eukaryota; Metazoa; Chordata; Actinopteri; Gobiiformes; Gobiidae. The transcript has 10 exons.